AUGUCCAAGUCGGGCAAUUUGGCUGCCUUGUCGGCCGUGCUCAACCCGUCCGACAAGCCUACAAUAUACUACGCUGAAGACCCCCCCUACCUACCUCGAAUCCUCAUCUUCUACUCCCCUGUCCAGGCUGUUGGCUCUUUGUCGACCACCUCCCGUAUCCGUGCCACAAUCCUCAGCGCAGCCGGAUUCAAAAGUUUUGGUGCAUUCUCAGUCGCCCCUAAUAGCAGCUACUACUCUGCCGUCCAUAAGUUGCCAGAGGACAGACAAAGGGAUGAUGUCUGUCGUGGCAUCGCAUUCGCUCUAUGCAGAUACUUCUCAGAGGUACCGACCGAGGUAAAAAAUGCGAUUGCAGAAGAAGUCCAGCAAGAUGGACUGGGAUUGAAAUGGGGUCAGUCGCACGCUGCCCAAGUGACAUGUCGUAUGAGCAAGGUCUUGAACACAGACGAGAUACUCGAUGCGUUACGACCUUUCUCAAAGGAGAGACCCACGAGUCCUAUCUCGCCCGUGAAACCACUGGCCUCCAUCAGGAAAACCCGACCUUCCUUUCUUCCAGCAGAUGCCGCUAAUAUCGCAUCUACUCGCCAUACCCAUGCAGCCACACCAGGUCGGAGGGUACCAAGUGGCAAGUCAACUCGUUCCACUUCAACUUCAACCCCUGGACCUAGGAAUUCUGCACCAAAACACUCAUUGGACCAGCUAGAGUCACUGCGCUUCAAGAUGUGCGAGUUUGUCGACACAGAAGACAGAUAUAUCACCAGACUACAGGAUUUAAUCGAUCUUGUAACAACCCAGGGCCGGACCCCAAAAUCCCUGACUUCGAAAUUCGCCAGCUCUCGCAAUCAGAAAGCAGUCAAUGCCAUGAUUCAAUUUCCGUCUCUGCUGGACCAAAUCAAAGACAUAAAUCUUGCAUUCCUAGACGACAUCGAGACAGCCCUACAGAACUCAGAAGACGCAGCUCUGACUUUCCUAGAAGAAGCGCAGUCCAACCCGGCUCUGUUUCAGAACUCCAAGGAUCCUAUGGGCAUAUACACCUUUGCCAAAGUCCUCCUUGCACAUUUCCCCAAAUUCCCAAUGCCAUAUCGAGAAUACUUAGAUCUUCACGCUCAGAUCUCAUCGAAUCUGACCCAAUACUUGAAAGAGGGGACCACAUCCGUCCAACAAGCACCAUCAUUGCUUAUGGAGCCCGCACAACGAAUAUCACGAUAUGGGCUGUACAUCGACACCAUGCUGCCUCACGUACCCACCCACUUCACCGUCGCCGUGCGCGCUCUAGAAAAAGCACGUAAGAUCAUCGCCGAAAUCUGCGAAAUGGAACCCGCCGCAUCCACCAUCCUCGACUCUCUGCGCAUCGAGCACGAAUUCCGGAAAGGAGCACUAUCCCCCACAAAACUUCUCUCCGGCCUCACACGAUCCAACGGCACUGUUCGAGAAGCACCCGCCUUAACCGGUAGUACAAGAGACCGAGGCAAACCUCGCUUCUUCCCCAGCUUAGGACGAAGUCUAAGUCGCCGACCUAAAUCUACGCGACCAGGCCUGUCUGGUAUCCUCUCAGAACAAGAUCCGGACCAAGCCAGCAAUAUCAACAGUUCGACAUUCCAAAUCUCAACACGUAGCGAUGAGAACCGGCCACACACAGGCAGUUCGGGCAUUUCAUUCCGAUCACUCUCAACCAAGAGACCUCAAACCGCUGGCUCGGGCCGGUCGGCGCCUAGCCCUGGUCCUAACUUACCGAUUUUGCAUCCGAAUAAAUCACCCAACAGCCCCGAGGAGGGCGGUAGUAUAACUCGGCAGGUUGGUCAACAUCGUACGAUUGAGGAAUACAAGGCCGCGUUGGUGAAGGCAGAGGACGAAAAUUACAAAUUGUUACAACAAAACGCAGACCUGAAGCGGCAAAUCCGCGAAUGUAAAUGUGGUGGGGUGGUGAGGAAGUGA
Molecule: messenger RNA, 1932 nt
Organism: Exophiala mesophila
Lineage: Eukaryota; Fungi; Ascomycota; Eurotiomycetes; Chaetothyriales; Herpotrichiellaceae
Exons: 1
Coding region: 1-1932 (643 amino acids)
Molecular function (GO): guanyl-nucleotide exchange factor activity
Source: RefSeq, a predicted model, not a curated record